GGUGCCUCGGUAGAUAUGGCGGCCGUGUGGUCACGUGAGGGGGCGUUAUCACGGGACACCGCGGGCCGCGGGAUUCUUUGCCCAGCGCCGGCGGUCGGGUCGGUGCUCGCGGAGCGGAGGCGCGAGCGGGAGGUUGCCAUGGGAACGCACCCACCGCUGCUGCUGCUCUUCUGCCUCUUCCCGCUGCUGCUGCCGGCCCACAGCGCGCCCGCUGCCCGGCCAGUGGGGCCUGGCCUGGAGGAGCGGUUCUUCCAGCAGGUGCGGGACCACUUCAGCUUCGAGACCUGUAGCAACGGGACCUUCCCGCAGCGGUACCUGGUCUCAGUAAAGUUCUGGAACAAAGGAUUUGGACCAGUCUUUCUCUAUACUGGCAAUGAAGGUGAUAUCUGGACUUUUGCUCAGAACUCCGACUUCAUAUUUGAAUUAGCAGAGGAACAGGAAGCACUUGUGAUAUUUGCUGAGCAUAGGUACUAUGGCAAGUCUCUUCCAUUUGGACAUGACUCAAUACAGCUGAAGAGGACUGGUCUGCUUACUGUGGAACAAGCCCUUGCUGACUACGCAGUGCUAAUUACUGAGCUUAAGCAGCAGUAUGGUGCUGCAGACUGCCCUGUCAUUGCUUUUGGAGGCAGCUAUGGAGGAAUGCUGAGCGCUUACAUGAGGAUGAAGUACCCGAACAUUGUAGCUGGAGCAUUAGCUGCUAGUGCUCCUCUGUUGUCUGUGGCUGGGCUUGGAGACCCCACUCAGUUCUUCAGAGAUGUAACAGCAGACUUCCAGAAGUCUGGACCAGACUGUGUCACAGCUGUACGCAAAGCCUUCCAUCAGAUUAAGAAUCUGUGCCUGAGUGGAGCUUAUGAUGAAAUCAGCAGGAAAAUGGCUACAUGCAAUAAGAUUUCUAACAAGGAGGAUGUUUACCAGCUUUUUGGUUUUGCUAGAAAUGCCUUCACCAUGAUGGCCAUGAUGGACUACCCUUACAAAACUGAUUUCAUGGGUCACCUCCCUGCUAAUCCAGUGAAGGUUGGCUGUGAACAAAUUCUUGCCCAGACAGACCCAAUUCAAGGCCUGGCAGCUCUUGUUGGGGUAUUUUACAACUCCUCUGGCUCAGUACAGUGUUAUGACAUAUACCAACUGUACCGGCCCUGUGCUGAUCCCACAGGCUGUGGCACUGGCAUGGAUGCUGAGGCCUGGGACUAUCAGGUCUGUACAGAGAUCAACUUAACGUUUGACAGCAACAACGUAACUGACAUGUUCCCCAAGAUGCCCUUCACAGAAGCCAUGAGAGAACAGUACUGUCAGAGCAAAUGGAGCGUGAAGCCAAGAGCACAGUGGCUGCAGACAAACUUCUGGGGAGGAGACUUGAAAAGUGCAAGCAACAUCAUUUUUUCAAAUGGAGACUUGGACCCAUGGGCUGGAGGUGGGAUAAAUAGCAGCCUAAGUCCUUCACUAAUUGUAAUAAGCAUUAAAGGAGGUGCUCAUCACCUGGAUCUCCGAGGACACAAUCCAGCUGACCCUCCAUCUGUCAUAGAGGCACGCAAGUUAGAAGCGAGCAUCAUCAGUGACUGGGUGAAAUCUGCAAGAAUGAAAAGAGGAUGGGAGAAGCGCUCUGGAGCUUCAGCAAGUGGGUAGCUGUGAUAAGACACACAUGGAGGUGGCAAGGCUGACACUACUUGCUACCAGGCUGCAAAAAGACCACAGCCUGCUGAGUUGUUCUUUUUGAGAAAGUAUUAUCUCCUCCACCAUGCUGAUGAAAAUUCACCUUCCUGAAGUGUCCCACCUGCACCUAAUAAAGGAUCAAAAGAAAAACAAAAGGAUAAAUCACUGACUGAAGCCAAAACCAUGUUAAUAGAGUUUCAUGUUCACCUACUAAUGAGAAGUUAUUGUAAAUGAUGGAAAGAAUAAAAGCUUGCCUCAAGG
Anas platyrhynchos (mallard) is the source of this 1911-nucleotide messenger RNA. RefSeq names its product dipeptidyl peptidase 7 (gene DPP7). Gene Ontology annotation, biological process: proteolysis. The record is from RefSeq and is a predicted model, not a curated record. Gene Ontology annotation, cellular component: vesicle. Gene Ontology annotation, molecular function: dipeptidyl-peptidase activity; serine-type exopeptidase activity. Lineage: Eukaryota; Metazoa; Chordata; Aves; Anseriformes; Anatidae.